AUGGUUGAUUUAAUACUAAUAAGUUUAAUAACAAUUUUAUUAGGUUUUAUAUUAAUAUUGUUAAUUUACUUCUUUCAAUCUGGUGGUAUAAAUGCAAUUAAAUCUUCAAAUAAAUCUCCUUAUUUUAAACCAAGUUUUUUAAUUUUAGGUGCUAAUAAUUCUGGUAAAACUUUAUAUUUUUAUAAUUUACAACAAAAUGAUAUAAAUAUAAAUCAAACUAUUUCGUCAAUUGAUCCAAAUUUUAAAGAGUUCAUUUUACCAUUUUCAAAUCCUGCAAUUGGUAAAAAAUUUCAAUUUGUUGAUUAUCCUGGUCAUUUAAAAUAUCAAAAUUUAUUUAAGAAUUUAUUAAUUAAUGAUAUUACUUUAAAUAAUAUUAAAGGUAUAAUUUAUAUGAUUGAUUCUUCAAAUCUGAAUUGGUCAGAUCCAAUUAACGUUGAAAAUAUUGUUAAGUAUUUAUAUAAUUUAUUAUCAAUUACUGAAAGAAAACCAAAUGGUGUUGAUUUUUUAUUUGCAAUUAAUAAAUCUGAUUUAUUUGAUUCUUUGCCACCACAUAAAAUUAAAAAAAUUUUGGAAAAAGAAUUGGGAAAAUUAAUUAAAAAUGAAAUUACAAAUGUAAAUAAAAAUUCUGAUUUAGAUAAAAAAUCAGAUUUUAUCAAUAAUGAUGAUGAAGAUGUAAAUAAUAAUGAUACUCUUAGAGAGUUUUGGCUUGGAAUAAUUGGCUCAUCUGAUGCCGAAUUUACUUUUGAUAAGUUGGAAGGUAAUAUGGAUUUUAUUUCAGGAAGUGUUUUGAAGAAUAAAAUUAGUCAAUGGGAAAAUUGGUUAGAUGAAAGAGUUGUAAAUAGUUCAUAA
Insectozyma verbasci is the source of this 849-nucleotide messenger RNA. NCBI's taxonomy places the organism in Eukaryota, Fungi, Ascomycota, Pichiomycetes, Serinales, Debaryomycetaceae. The record is from the annotation of a GenBank genome assembly.